GUCUACGAUAAUCACAGUUGUGAUCUUGAAGUUACUUACGAGAAUCUCCGAUUAAUGUGCGCCUUUCCUUUAGUCUAGACAAAGCUCCAGGCCAGAAGGUCACACCCGUGUUUCCUCUCUCCACCGUAUCUCACGCUUGGCCUGGAAUGAAUGAAGUAUCUGAUAAAUGUUUGUUGGGUGAAGAAAGCACAGACUAAUGCAAAUACAUCCUCUCAAACUUGGAGACGUGGUCUACAGGACAGCGAACACCGUCCCCUGCCCUUCACUGAGAGGGAGACCAGGUGAUGUCAGCCAUGCCCCUGAACGCCUGGCACCAGGAGUUGGUGACCUUUAAGGACGUGGCUGUCUACUUCACCCAGACAGAAUGGGCUGGACUUUCUCCUGCACAGAAGGCCCUGUACAGAAGUGUGAUGCUGGAGAAUUAUGGGAACUUGACAUCCCUGGGAUACCCAGUUCCCAGACCUGCUCUGGUCUCCCUUCUGGAGGGAGGGAAUUUGCCUUGGGGCUUGGAGGCACAGAAUAACCCAUCUGCAGAGAGGUCCAAAGGCAUCUGUAAAGGUACUGAGACCAACGUUGACAAUGAACCCACAUCAACACAGGGAAUUUCUGAAGAAAGAGAUGUGAUGUUGUCACAUGGUUUGCAGAAGAAUGUUGUUCAGGGAACCAACUUUCUAGAAACCUGUGAACCACAAAAGCACCAGGAAAUUCCCACAGUGAAAAAUAUUAAAGAAAAGGUUCCAAGAAUCCACUGUGCAAGGAAAACGUUCAGAUGUGAGGAGUGUGGGAAAUGCUUCAGUUAUUUUUCUUACUACGUUAGACACCAGAGAAUCCAUACUGGGGAGAAACCCUUUGAGUGUAAUGAGUGUGGAAAAGCCUUUAAUGGCAAUUCUUCAUUAAUUCGGCACCAGAGAAUCCACACUGGAGAGAAACCCUAUCAAUGUGAAGAGUGUGGGAGAGCCUUUAAUGAUAAUGCAAAUCUGAUCAGGCAUCAGAGAAUCCACAGUGGGGACAGGCCCUAUCUCUGUGGAGAGUGUGGAAACAGUUUUACCAGUAGUUCUGAGUUUGUUAUACAUCAGAGAAUCCACACUGGGGAGAAACCUUAUGAGUGUAAUAAGUGUGGAAAAGCUUUUGUUGGUAAUUCACCACUACUUCGACAUCAGAAAAUUCAUAUUGGAGAGAAACCCUAUGAGUGUAAUGAGUGUGGCAAAAGCUUUGGAAGGACUUCUCAUCUAAGCCAACAUCUACGUAUUCACACAGGGGAAAAGCCUUAUUCUUGUAAAAUAUGUGGGCAGGCCUUUAAUUUUCAUACAAAACUAACUCGGCACCAGAGAGUCCACAGUGAAGAGAAACCCUUUGACUGUAUAGAUUGUGGAAAAGCCUUUAGUGCUCAGGAACAAUUAAAAAGGCAUCUAAGGAUCCAUAUUCAGGAAUCUUCAUAUUUAUGUGAUGAGUGUGGAAAAGUCUUCACUAGCAGAAGAAAUCUUCUUUAUCAUCAAAGAAGCCAUACUACAGAGAAACCCUAUGAGUGUGUCAAGUAUGAAAAAACCUUUAGGACUUCCAAGCUAGGUCAUCAUGAGCAUGUCUGCCCUGGAGAGAAACCUGUCCUGGACAUUUGUCAUUUUGGCCUCCCAGAAUUUUUCACCCCCUUUUACUGGUAAUAAUACACUAAAUUUCCUUUCGGAUAUCAUCUUCCACUCAGGAGCAGGAUGUGUGACACAGGCCCGGGUCAGCUGCACAUUUUUUUCCCUAAGCCAUAGCUAUAGGUUCAAAUGUCAGUAGUUUACCUAAGAUGAUCCAGUUAUAGCUCUAGGACUUGGCAAGAGUUAAUAGGAAGAAAUACUCUUCUCUUUUUCCCUUAGUCUUAAAGCUGAGAGGAACUCUUAGAUUCUUGUGGAGGCUGAGGAGGAAGUCAGCACAACAAAAGACAAAUCAGAGUUGAGGAGUAAUCACCCUCAAAGUUUCUGUUUGAACAACUACUUUAAACCAUAUCUGAAGCCAGAAAUACAUCUGGGUUUUUGAGUUCCAGUAACCAACACAUUUAACUUUGUUUUUGUUGUCUUUUUGUUCACGCAAGCUUAGGAUAGGUUUUCUUCCCUUGCAGGAGAGCUUUAUCGGUGUAACAAAAAUCUUCAGGGAUAACAAACCUGAUGGAGAAAUGUUUUAUGUAUAUGAUGUGUGGGAAAGCCGUUAGCUAUAGUUCCAGCAGUCCUCGUGAUUGUAACAAGAAUGGAAAACCCCUUGUAAUGCAAGAGCCUGGGCUGCAUCAGGGUACCAGUAUAUAGAAGUUCUAGCUACUUAAGCUCUGCGAUGGAAGUUUCAUUGUUACUGCAAAACUAUGUCUGCAUCAAUGAGUCCAUUCUCAAGAUGAACGUUAGGAUCAUUUCACGAGUUCCAAAACAAAUCCUGUUAUUGGGAUGCCUGGGUGGCUCAGUGGUUGAGUGUCUGCCUUCAGCUCAGGGCAUGAUCCCCCGGGGGUCCUGGGAUCGAGUUCCGUAUCGGGCUCCUUGCAUGGAGCCUGCUUCUAUCUCUGCCUCUCUCUCUGCCUCUCUCUCUGCCUCUCAUGAAUAAAUAAAAUCUUUAAAACAAAACAAAUCUGUUGUGGUUUUAUUUGGGUAUGGCAGUUCCUCCCACUUUAUUCUUUUUUUUCCCCAAAAUUGUUUGAAAUUGGACUUAAAGAUUAAAUCAAGAUGAAUGUCCUUUCUUUGAAAAAUUACCUGUGCCUUUCUAUAUACAACUUCUUACUGAUGGUGGCAAAGGUGAUGGUGUAGUCUCCGAGUAUUUAAGUUUUUCUUCAUAUAUGUCUUAUACAUUUAUUAAUAAAUGUAUUAACUUUUUUGGUU
Molecule: messenger RNA, 2840 nt
Organism: Canis lupus familiaris (dog)
Lineage: Eukaryota; Metazoa; Chordata; Mammalia; Carnivora; Canidae
Gene: ZNF19
Product: zinc finger protein 19
Exons: 6
Coding region: 285-1658 (457 amino acids)
Biological process (GO): regulation of transcription by RNA polymerase II
Cellular component (GO): nucleus
Molecular function (GO): RNA polymerase II cis-regulatory region sequence-specific DNA binding; DNA-binding transcription activator activity, RNA polymerase II-specific
Source: RefSeq, a predicted model, not a curated record